AUGCGCAUGCCCCGCAUAGACAGCGAUGUCUUUUCGAGCAAGGUGCGUGCAGAACGUGAUCGAGGGGACAGAGUUCGAGUCGUUGGAUUUUUAAUGAUUAUUCUCCGUGUUCACCUGGGUGAUGAUGCGGCAAGUGUCGAGGUUCCUGUCACCCCUGAUUCCACUGGUCAAGAUGUCAUCGACUGUGUCAGGGACCCCAGCGUGCAGGACUGCCGCCUGGUGGAGAGAUGGAAGAACUACGAGCGGGAGAUCAACCCAGAGGAGAACAUGUCCAUCUUGCUGGAGGCUCAUGGAACAGAGGAAGAGGAGGUUAAGAUCUUCCUCCAGUACGGCAGCGAUGGCAUAACGGACCCAGCAGACAACAGGAGAUAUGGCAGCCCCCAUUCCUCCGCCAGCAGCAGCCCCAUCCCUGGACGAAGCAGUCCCCUUGUUGGGCGAAGAGCUCAACUACGACGAGGACGUGAAAGUGCAGCAGCAGCGGCACAGAGUAGAUCAGCAAUGCUGCCGGGUGGGAUGGACCUGACGCUGACGGAGCUGCAGGAGAUGGCGUCACGGCAGCAGCAGCAGAUCGAGAGUCAGCAGCAGGUCCUGGUAGCUAAGGAGCAGCGACUCAAGUACCUGAAGCAGCAGGAGCAGCGACACUCCCACCUCAGCGCGGAGCAGGACCGUCUCCGCCGGCUACGGGAGAAGGUAGAGACACAGGAGCUGAAGCUGAAGAAGUUGCGGGCAUUACGGGGACAGGUGGAACAACACAAGGCCUCAAAUGGAAACCUCAAUUCGGAACUUGAUUCCGUGAAAGCUUUGUUCAAUGAGAAAGAGAAAGAGCUGACAAUGGCUGUUGCCAAAGUGGAGCAGUUGACCCGACAACUGGAGGACAUUCGUACUGGAAAGAUCAAUGGAAUAAAUGGGGACACGCAAACAGCUGCAGUGCUAGAACUGGAGAAACUUCGCAAAGAGCUUUUGCAAAGGAACAAAGUGAACGAGCAACAAAACAAUCGGCUGUCUGCCCAGCGUGAGCUGCUCCAGCACAAGAAGGACGAGAUGAAGCAGAUGGACUUCCGGAUCCAGGAGCUGCAGCAACGCAUCAAGAAGAAGAAGUCCCAGCAGCAGACGGACAACAAGAACAUGGUGAACAAGAACAGACCCAGCACCAACAUCGCCGCCGUGGAACCCUACAUCCAGGUUGCUCCUAAAGAUAAGGAAGAUAUGUACCAGAAAGCUGGGUUUGAGAAGAAGGAUCCAAAACAGGUGCAGUCUACCAACACCAAAUUCCCAUCUGGUGAGAAUAAGAAUAUGGAGGACUUCCCAGUGAAGCCAUCCAAUCAGGGUAAAGAACUGAACAACAACAGUAGGGAGAAUUCUCAAAGUAGGGAGAAUUCAGUGUCCAAAUCUGCAAACAAUCAAAAUGUGAGUGACAGUAAGUCUCGGGAACCAGAAUGUGCCUGCAUCAACUUCAAAUCAACCUGUUUCACAAGCUGGUCCUGGCGAAUCAGUGUUGCGAAUAUUGCAGCCAAGUUUUCAGCCCGACCAUAUGGUUCGACGUUCAGCACAUCUGUGUUACCUGGGAGGGUAGCCCCCAUCCAGCAACAACCAGUUAUAAGUAUUACAGAGGAGGAACGGCAGGCAGGCAGUGGGCAGAGUUCGCCAGCAUCAAGUGACAGCUCUCAGAACUCUCCAAGCUCAAACAAGCCAAAAGUGCUGGCCAGGUUUCCCCAACCACAAACAAACACCACCUUCCAUGGGAGAGUCCCUACUUCACAAUCUUCACAGAAUGAUACGAAGACUGUUCCUCAGCAGCAGCCCGUUCAUCCUCCUCCAGUUUCCUCCAAAACUGCUCCUCAUCCAGCCUUGAGAGGUGCUGCAACAUCUUCCCCCAGUCAGUCUCCACAACAGAACUCGCCCAGGAAUGGGUCCGACAACUCUCUUGAUGCUACAGAUUCUGCCAGGCAGGAGCAGCCAAACCGACGUACAGUGUACGCGACGAAGAACGCAAUCAUGAACACAUACAUGGGCAGACUGGGGUCAUCAGCGAUGCAGAAGUAUCAGCAGAAUCUGGAUGCUCUGUACAAGAAUGCAGACGUUAAAGGUACAGGAGAUCGACCUGAUCAUAGCCCUUUACCUUCUGGAGGGAAUCCAGGCCUGGAACAACGAACAGCAUUUAAUCAACCAUCUUCUGGGGAUUCAAAUAAUGGGGCCAAAACACAUACUCACUUUGGACUUGUAGGCUUGCCUCAAUACCAGAGCAUAGCCUCGGAUAAGGGAAGUUAUAGGCUGAACACCCCUAAACACAUACGACGGAAGCAGUCGGAUAGUGAGAAUGAAGACCUUAGUAAAUUACUGCAUGGAGGGUAUGAUCGACAAGGGGCAAAUCAAAAGAUUAACAGUGGUGUUAACAGUGGGAACAAUCAAUCAAGUGCCUUGGAAACUGUUAAACAGACAGACAGUAAUAGUGCUACUUCAAACUCUAAGGGAGGUAACUCUCCUCCACUUUCGGAUUCUUCUCGCCCUCCUCAACCGCCAGGUGAUGGUGUAGUGAGGAGGAAGAAGACAAAUUUGAAGAAGGAUAAAUCUCGGAAAUCUGGGAACCGUGUGAGUUUCGACCCCCUGGCGCUACUCUUGGAUGCAUCUUUAGAGGGAGAAAUCGAACUGGUCAGGAGGACAGCACGAGAGGUUACUGAUGUCAGUGCUCCCAAUGAUGAAGGGAUCACUGCUCUCCACAAUGCCAUCUGUGCCGGACACUACGAGAUUGUUGUUUUCCUCGUAGAGUUCGGAUGUGACGUCAAUUCACCAGAUAGUGAUGGAUGGACACCUCUACACUGUGCAGCGUCCUGUAACAAUCUCCCAAUGGUCAAGUUCCUCGUUGAACACGGAGCAUGUAUAUUUGCCACAACAAUCAGCGACCACGAGACAGCCGCGGAGAAGUGUGAAGAAGAUGAAGAUGGCUAUGACGGUUGCUCAGAUUACCUCUACAGCAUCCAAGAGAAGCUCGGCAUCAUGAAUAAUGGGGAAGUAUAUGCAGUUUUCGACUAUGACUCAUCCAACUCGGAUGAGCUAAGCUUUAAGAUUGGUGACAAGAUCACCAUCCUACGGAAGGGCGAUGAGCGUGAGAAGGAAUGGUGGUGGGCUCGUCGAAAUGACAAAGAAGGAUAUGUCCCAAGAAACCUACUUGGGAUGUAUGCUCGGGUGAUGCCAACAAAAUGAUUAGGGUAGUGCAAGAUGUGCGGGUGUUGCCGAGUUGAACAUGCUGCAGCAUUCCAUGUGGGUGGUAGUCUAGACAGGCUACAGUUUGUGCAAUAAAGGACCCUGACAAGAUUAUUUUGCUAUAUAUUUAAGAGUAGAGUCUAGCUUGCACCAGCUAGUCUGACCGAGAGUGCUAGAACUAUCCUAUGUAUGUGUGUAGCUGUGAAGAUGGAACAGACUUGUUCAGUAUGCAACAUGGAUGAAGCCUCAGGGAGCGGCCAUUUUGGACAAGGGUUCAUGGGAUGUGAUAAAUGCACAAAGUUCCCAGACAUUUUGUUAUAAACAGUGGUGAUAUUUUGUAGAACAUAACAGAUCACCAGAUUACUUGAACAAUAUACAGAUAACACACAUUGUUGUACAAUAAAUGAGAAGCUUGAAUAUAUGUACACUUCAACCCAUAUCGUGUUGAUUCUUGUCACAUCCAACAUAUUGGAUUACUUAACUGAUAUUAUAAAGAAUGUGUGUUUUGUAAUGUGAUGUACUAUAUGUAUCACAAUUUUGUACAGAAAUUCUAACACAUUAAAAUGUCUAUGCAAUUCGCCUUGGAUAUUACCGUCCAAACUUCCUGUAAAUGGCAAAUACUAUGAAAGAUGAAAGCAAUCAAAUUGUACAGAAUUAUUUAAAAAGAGAUUCUAUCCAAUGAAAUGAUUCAGUCUGAUUAAAAUGCACUUAAAUCAACUA
This is a messenger RNA of Haliotis rubra (blacklip abalone), 3921 nucleotides long. Its product is annotated as apoptosis-stimulating of p53 protein 2-like. The record is from RefSeq and is a predicted model, not a curated record. NCBI's taxonomy places the organism in Eukaryota, Metazoa, Mollusca, Gastropoda, Lepetellida, Haliotidae. Gene Ontology annotation, molecular function: p53 binding. Gene Ontology annotation, cellular component: nucleus. Gene Ontology annotation, biological process: regulation of apoptotic process.